Messenger RNA from Anopheles bellator, 2667 nucleotides. RefSeq names its product carboxypeptidase N subunit 2-like. The record is from RefSeq and is a predicted model, not a curated record. The transcript has a single exon. Lineage: Eukaryota; Metazoa; Arthropoda; Insecta; Diptera; Culicidae. Gene Ontology annotation, molecular function: protein binding. The coding region runs from base 321 to 2225 and encodes 634 amino acids.
GUCACGCAUCACGACACAAUCAUGCAGAGCAAGUGUAUUUUUGUCGGCAUAAUAUUUAUGUAAGUGUAAAAGAAAAGUGAUCAUGUAUUAUAUGUUGUUCAGUUAAACAAUUAUUCAAUAAAUUUUCAAGGUGCACAUUCUUCACAACACAAGUUCACAGUUCCACCACAUUUCACUGUGAUAAUAUAGACACGAACAAUCCGUUGGAACAAUGCUACCGUAAUGUUUUUAUACUAGCAGAAACAGAAUACUCAUUCCAAUGUAACGAUGCUUAUUAUUAUGGUAGUGGUCGUUACAAAAUUGAGUUUGUUAACUCAGUGAUGACCGAUAUUCCAAGCAAAAUUUUUUCAUUCAACCCGCAAGAGCUAUCACUUGUUCAAUGUGGUAUACAAAGAAUAUUGCAGCAUAGUCUACAAUCAGCAUCUGAACUAAGUGAAUUAAAUCUGGCACAGAACAAUAUAACGGAACUGAAAAACUAUAUCUUCGAGGGUGCUAGUGCGCUAUAUACGCUCAAUCUUACUGCAAACUCUAUAAGCGUCAUAGAGAGUUUCGCCUUCCAAUAUCUGACUUCACUUACGGUGCUUCUAUUAUCUCAAAACAAGUUACAAACGUUGCCCGGAUACGUAUUUUUCCCCCUGACAGCGCUCAGUACCAUAAAUCUCGCCAGCAACGAACUGCGUGUACUGGAAGAGGGUCUUUUCUCAACAAAUGCACAUCUCACCAUAAUCGAGCUACAAAAUAAUCAAAUCUGCACCGUCGACGAAAACGUGUUUUACAGUGAAGCCAAUAGUCAACUUUCUAGCUUAGAAUACAUUAUACUUAGCGACAAUAACAUAACAGAGAUUGACAUUCCCAAUGUAAGGGUAUCCAAUCUCAUACUGAGCAACAACAGGAUCAAGCACAUCCACGUAUCAUCCGAGGUGCAUUAUCUGCAAGCUGAAAAUAACCGAAUAUCCUCCAUCGCGUUCGAUAACGUGGCAGAAGCCAAACUGCAGCAACUGAGGCUAAAGAAUAAUUCGAUAUCUUCUCUUGAAGUCAUUGGUCGGUUGCAAAAGCUGGAAACACUGGACGUGUCUUACAACUCGCUCGAUCCGCUAAACCUAACAACUUUCGGAAUGCUCAAACACUUGACAGUGCUGGAAUUGGCGAAAACGAACAUUUCAAAUCUGCAGCACGGUACGUUCGGGCAUCAGGAGGCCUUAACAUGGCUCGAUCUGUCGUACAAUAACUUGGACCAUCUGGAGAUAGAUAUGCUAGUAUCAUCUUCGAGAUUGAGAAGCCUCUACCUAGAAGGCAAUCACCUGACGCACUUGGAAUAUUCGCAGAUGAAAAAAUAUUUCCCAGAACUUAAAGAAAUUGGUGUUGCUGACAACGACUGGAGCUGUGCGUACCUAACCAAACUGGUAGCCUACUGUAAUGAACAGUCAAUAGAACUUUACAAAACGGCCACUUUGGAUAUUCCCAAAAAUCAAACACAUGUAAAAGGUGUAUACUGUUUCGAUGAUAAGCAUUUGACGCGCAACUGGACGACGGCCGUACAACAUCUGUAUAAUGAUACCAACCCAUCUGCUGGCGAUGCUCUAGAAUUAUUGUUCCGGAACGUUUUGGCAGACGUUAGAAGAUCUGGCAGCGAUCAUUCCGAAGCGGUCAAUAAAACUCUCGAGAUGGCAGUGUUUAAUCUAACCAAACAACUGUUUCAAGUGCAGAACGAUCUCGACGCACUCCGCCGGACGCAGCUUGAGGCACAACUUACAUAUUUGUCGAAUCACACUAUCAACUCCAACUAUAGCAUGGAGGGAUUGAAGCGAGUGAUAGAAAGUACCAACAACUUGAGGUUUGAUAAGCAAGAGCAUGCUAUCAAAAUGAUGGAGUUCAACUUUAGCCAACAGUUGUCGAAAGUAAACGAGGCGCUGGAAAUGGCAAACAAGAAUGGUGUUAAGCUGACAGUUCAAGAGAAACGAAUCGAGCAAUUACUAGAUAAUAUGGUACAUUCGAAGGCUCCAUUCAGCGUCUUAGCAGCGGAAAAGCAGACUUACCAAACAAAUGAUAGUAUUGGCACUCAGGGCAACGCAUUGAUCGUCACUGUACUAGUUAUAGUCGGUUUGAUUCUAAGCCUGCAAAUUUUCGUUAUGUACAACAGACAUCGUCGAUCGCAAAGAAUUAAACGAAGCCAAGCUUCUCAUGAAAAUACGAGUUUAACGACGAUCGUGGACCAUCAAAUAUAAAAAACUUUAUGUUCAGCGAGGGUUUCAAAUUGGUUUGCAACUCAUUGUUUUAUCAUUUCCUCCUUUAAAGAUUUUCGAAUACGCAGUGCAUAACAUACAAAACAUAAUAAAACGAAGUAAAGUAACAACCAGAGCUUGAUCCUAAGAUGACCACAAUAGUUCUAUGAUUUAUGCCUAUUUCUAAGUAACUUUAUUGCGUUUUUCGCAUACGAUGGCAUGAAACCAUUGUUAAUGGUAACAAUAUAUUAUAGCUAGCAGUCCCCGCAUACUUCAUUAUGCCAAUAGAUGAAUUUAGGAAAUGAAACAAACGUUCAUUACAAUUAACAAGAUUAUUGUGUAUGAUGUAAGAUGAACAUCAAACACAGAAACGAACACCGUCGUUCGACUGAAAAUCGACGAAAAUCUACUGCGAGAAUUCAACAUGUUACGGGCUAAUUAAGAA